CAAGAUGGCAAACGAAAAAUGUAAUGCCCCUUUUGUAAGUUUGACAAGAGUGAACACCAAAUAACCAGAAACACCUGCAGAUAAGAGCUGGAAUACCUUCUGUGGGUAUUUAUGGGUAGGGGGUUGGACAUUUGCACAAAUAUAGAGUUAGAGGUUGAAAUAGUGAGGACAUCCUCAGAACAUUGAUACAAAAUGGAUAAGAAAAGAGAGGGAACCUUGGCUAUUGUAUUGCUGGCUUUAAUUCAUGGUGUUCUGGCCUCUGGUGCUGUGGAGGUCCAGCCCUCCAUCAACCCUGCUGUUGUCGGGGGCACAGUGACACUGUCUCUUUCUCCUUCUGCAACUCUGAAUAGUGGAAGCUGGGCAGUGGGAGAGUCCCUCAUCCUCACCUGGCUGGGGGACCAGCAGGCAGUUUUCCCCAGUCACACCGGCAGGGCGUCAGUCAACGUCCUCACUGGAGCUCUCACUCUGAUCUCUGUCAAGGUGGCUGAUUCAGGAGUCUACAUAGUGCAGAGCACUAACCCACAGCUUAAGGCCAAUGUUUCCAUCACUGUUCUGGAGCCCGUUUCAAAUGCGACACUAAGGACGACUCAAACCAACCUGAUGGAGUUCAACAGUUCAGCAGUCAUUACGUGCUCCGUCUCCUCUGGAUCCUCCGUCUCUUUCCUCUGGAUGAACCACAGCUCUGAGGUUACAGCCAUGGACAGAGUUCAGCUCACUGAUGGGAACUCCACUCUCACUAUAGUUAAUGUGACUCGCUAUGACCAGGGUCCGUUCAGGUGUCAUGUGUUCAAUCCUGUCAGUAAUGCCACCAGUGAUCCUGUAAACUUUACCAUCAGCUAUGGUCCAGAUAACAUGGCCAUAACAGUGAAUGGACAGAAUACAACUUCCUUUACAAUUGGAUCCAACUUGACCAUGCUCUGUUCAGCACAGUCCAAUCCUCCAGCUCAGCUUCAGUGGGCUUACAGAGGAGAGCUUGUGAACACUACAGGUCCAUUGCUGGAGCUAUUCAGUGUUAGCGAGGAUCAAAGUGGUCCAUAUUCCUGUCUGGCCUUCAACAAUCGCACCGACAUGAACAGCACUAUCACCACACACAUCAUGAUAGCAAAGUCAGGAUCUGAACAACAGGCAGUCAGUGUGUGGCUCCUGCCUCUGCUCUUAUUGUUUGGAUUCCUCUUCUAAUUGCCAGGCAAAUGUUGGUGGCUCAUCCAGUCCACAGACUCCGAUUCAAUGAAAUAAAUCGGAUACAGUGAACCUUUAAGAAGUGUUCAACACAGCAUUAAAAACCAUUUCUUCAAUUUUGAAAAAAUAAAAAUUAUUUCAAGCAAACGUGA
Messenger RNA from Dicentrarchus labrax (European seabass), 1331 nucleotides. Its product is annotated as carcinoembryonic antigen-related cell adhesion molecule 1-like. The transcript is spliced from 6 exons. Bases 193 to 1179 code for a protein of 328 amino acids. The record is from RefSeq and is a predicted model, not a curated record. Lineage: Eukaryota; Metazoa; Chordata; Actinopteri; Moronidae.